CGAUUUUAUUGGUGGAAAUUUAGGGGCAGAGGGAACCAUGAUGCCGGGAACGAAAUAAUAGGAAGUCGUACAAAGCUAGACGAGUUUCUGAAGCAGCAUUUUUGUCCAAUCGAGAAUGGCUGCUGAUUCGGUCGAAUUUUGUAUUACAUCAAGAUGCGGCUAAAAUUCUGUUGAUAUUCUUAUACAGAGUUGGAGUGAUUGUCGGCCAUAGAAUAGAUUGAAUUCCGUAGACCCUUGGUGGGAAAACAGUUGAUGAUUUUUUUAACCCACCCAACUACCCAAGCAUGUGAACAGACCUCGAACGGACUGAUUUUCGAGAGACUCGGGUAUUGAAAGGCUGUUGAAAGAAGUAAUUAUUGUUAAUAGUUGACAAAUAACAAGCUGUGUUAAAGUGAGUUCCAGUUUAUUAGGGGGUAAAGAAGUACCGGGUGAUAGAAUAAUCAGUUUGGUAUCACCGAGAAUUUGGGAGGCUGUAAAUCAUAGAAAAUUAAAACUGUGGAUGCUGCGAGGCUUAUACGUAUGUAUGUAUGUGAGAUCUACAUGAUUCUGGUCUGCUGCUGCUGUCGUCGUACCAUCGUAUCGGACCGUUGUAGUUUGUCAUUAUUAUUAAAAACUGCAAAAUUACGGUUAUAAAUACGAACAAUAAUUGUGUCACUAAAACGAACAAGGGAAUAGUACGCGUUAUAAUACGUAACGCCAUAAUUAACGGACAUUUAAUAAUCACUUAGAAGACGCCUGCCUUAGCAAUCAGCGGCGGUGUUUAUUCAACCCAAGUGGUAUCAAUGUUGUCUGGCAAUGGUGUGUAAAGAGAACGUGGUAUCAUGGUUUGGGAAUCUCUCCAGUUAUAAACGUAUCGAUGUGAUGUGCACACUGCUGAAUAUGUGUCUUCCGUUCGAAGUACGAUACCUCGGCACAUGUGUCGAGGAUCUUGGCAAACGGGACUAUAAUGAUCUUCGAGAUACUGAGCACCGAGCCAACAAUGCGUCGGAUCUUGCAGAGCUCACUAAUCUUGGUGUAACAGACAAGAGGACGCGGAGGAAACUUUCCCUCUAUAUGGCUUUGUUGCACUCGUGUAACUACGCCUGCGCUGUCAUUUUGUACAAAAACCUUUCCAGCGUUGAUUUUCAAGAGAUUGUUAAUCUACUGAAUGGAACCACAUUCACACAGGACGAUCAAACCCUGGAUGAGCUUCUGCUGUUGUAUACAAUGGCCUUGAAUCAUCCAGCAUUUACCUACGAGCAAAAAUCUGUUUUUGGCAAUAUUUUUGCAAAACUGCAAGAAGAAGAAGUCAGACUUAAUCCUCCUAAACCGGUCACCAACUCCUCAUUCAAAUCAGCACAAGGAUGCACUCCAUGUGCUACCCCGAAUGACAGGGUGGGGGAUACCGAAACUCUAACAAACUGCUUGAUACCUCCUCCAACAAUGCAGCAAUUUCACGGAGAUAUGUCUGCCAGAAACAACACCAUCGUCACAGGAAUACCACCUGGUCUGACGAUGCCACCACCUGGAUUGUGUCUUCCCGGUCCCGAUCAGAUGUCCAUGGGUUCUGGUGGAGCGGCUCAAUAUCUGCACCUCGGUUUUCCCUCAGUUAAUCACAUGCCCCCGUGGUCAGGUCAGGUUAUGAUGAGCAACCCAGUUCUGUAUCAAACAGGCGAUGUAUUGGCUUAUCCUUCUUCUCCUUUAGUGAGUCGUCAGUCAUCUCCAUCACAAUCCAGAUCUCCUAGUCGAAGCAAUUCCCCAAUGAGUAGUCGUAGGAACAAUGCCAUCCCACGCACCUCCUCUCAAGCCACUCAGUCUACUUCAAACACCCUGACAACAUCCACAAGUACAAGCUGCACUCAAACGAGCAUUUCACACUCGAGCGCAGCCUCUUUACCAUCCUUGCAGCCAUCCGCUACUAGCACUACCACCACUAGCAGUGGCGGUAGCAAAGGACAGUCCUCUCUUCCCAGUCAAUCUCCGCUGCCGCCUUCGCAAUGGUCUGUUCCUCCACCCAUAGCUGUUACUGCAGCCCUUCCCCCAGGCAAUUCUCGACACAGUAACGCCGAGGGUUCAAUGACAGGUCAAACACCAGCUGGUAGUUCUAAACAGACACCACCUCCUCCACGGCUCAGAUCAACGGCUACCACUGUAGAAUCUUUGAGAGAAACUGUGGGCAAGGAAAUACCAAGUUUCAAAAAUAAUCUUCAAAAUCUAUCCAUUGACGAGAUUAGGAGAUUGGGUGAUGAGGAAUUGCGGGAAUUGGGAUUGCCAUCAAAUGCAGUAGGUCAACUACAAAGUAUCAUGAAGAACCAAACUCCGAAUGGUUUGAAUCUGCUUUCGUCUGACAAGAAACUGGAGAGUUCAACCAACGUCAUUACACAUCCCGCUCUAGAACACGUUGAGAACGAGGUUAUCAGAGGAAGUGACGCGUUGAGCGAAGCAAGUCCCACCGGCACAAAAUGCAUCCCGUUACAGCAACCGCAGCACCAAGUUUUGCAUCAUCAUCAUAAUCACGCAAGUACGAACGUGAGACGGUAUCCGACUAUUCCGCCCAUGGACCCAUCCCAGAUGCAGAUGUACCCUCAACCACCACCGGUUUACACCGCACAAAACACGCCAUGUUACGCUUGCCUAACAAUGCCAGUGGGUGGAGUUCAGAAUCGUUAUGCCAGGUGUAACGCCCAGCAAGUUUACUGCCUUACGCAGCUUCAGACUUUGAGACUGGAUCCGGAAAGCAGUCGACACUGUUCUCAGAGCAGUAGUUCCGAAAGUACCGGAAGUCGAUCUCCUCCCGAAACACCACCAGCGGCGCCCUGGGUUGGCGGUGUAGAAUCUUCAGCUCCAAAUCAGUUACCUACAGAUCACACCAACUCUGGAGGAGUAGUACCACCUCAUCCGACGAUUUCCGUGUCGUCAUCUCACCAAGCUCCUCAACCUUCUAUGCAACAACCCUUACCUGAGAAACCAAGGAACAGUAGGAAAAACCCGACUCACUACGUACGUCACAAAAACCAAAUGGUCAACGGUGGGCCGCAAAGUAUUCCUCACUGCGUUCCCUUCACACCCCAGCCGUCACAUUCGCCAAUAACUUACCUCCAGCACGGACAUUUCCCAUCCCUGAGACCUGCCGCUGGUAUCUACUCAAACUUUUCUCAUGCUGCGGCGUAUGGCAGGCCCACUUAUCCCACGUAUCAACCAAAUGGCGAAAUGAUGUACCAGUACCCUGGCGCACAUCCUGGGCAUCAUCCUGGCUCAGCAGGAACCCCACCGCCACCCUCAGCGCCAGCUCCGCCUCAAGCACCUUACCUGCCUCCUACUCCGGUGGUUACUUACUCGACAGUAGUACCACCGCCAAAAGUAUCUUGCUACAACUGCGGAAGCAGCAAUCAUCACGCUGCGGAUUGCAAGGACCAAACGAUGGAAGACCUCACUAAGGGAGCCCAGUAUCGACUGGAUUAUACGAUACUCAAACAACCUGGAGAGUGUCAGAGUUCCGACAAGUGAUCCCCUAUCGUGGACCAUCAUUUAAAUACCUACCACAACCCUACUACCGCUACCACUACCAGAACCACAAUAAUCACCUGGCCUAUCGAUAAAAAAUCAAACUACCGCUACCGUUCUCAACACAAGUUGUCGGUCGUUUUUCUAGACUUCUAUAUUGAAAAUAGGAAUUUUUUUCAACGUACCCCUGUUUGCCAGCUCGCUGUACCUCGCAAACUUUUUCUGAAUUCUUAUUUAUGAUAGCGCAAUCAUUAUUAUUAACUUAUCUUCCUCUCCCGCCCUUGUUGUAUUCGAUAAUCCAAGUUUAUCGCCUACAAAAGUGAUUUGACAGCGUACUUUGUAUUUUCAUCUAUAUUUUCUAGAAUAUUCUCAGCGUUAUUUUCAAUAAUUCGUGUUAGGUAUAUUAUAAUUUUUGGCUGCGCGUCUUUUCAACGCAAAACUUGUAAUACCCAAUCGGUUAACUUAUUAACUUUCUAGUGACUAGCGUUACAAACAAUAAUAUCCAGUGAAAUUCUGGAGCAUAGGUACAAUAAUAAAAACUACAGCAACAACAAAAACAACAAUAAUAACAACAAAAAUAAUAAUAAUUAAAUAUUCAAACCGAAGUUUUCACGACUAUCAUUACACGACGCUAAUUAACAACAACAUACUUUUAUAGUUUUAUCAUCUAUCAUUUUUACGUGUGGAUAUAAAAUUCAUUAUGAACAAAACCAAACAAAUUUUCGUGUGAAACCAUAAGUGUUCGAUCGUCAUCUCUAGCUUCCGUUGCGCUCCUGUGUGUCUAAACUAAAAAAGAAAACUUAAAAACAAACAAAAAAAUUAUAUAUACUAGACGCUGCUCACUGCUCAUUUAAUUAACUUAUCCAUAUACAUAUAUAUAUACAUAUAUACAUAAUAAUUAGUUGGGUAUAUGUAUGUUAUAUAUUAUAUAUAUAUAUAUAAUAUAAUUCUCAUCCUAUUUAUAAUAGUUAGGCAAUCACACGUGCAACUUAAGCAAUUUUAUACAAGUUUUAUCGAUCGCCCAUCUUUUUUAAUUGUAGGCAGUGUUAUACAUUAGGACUUUACUAUAUGUAUAAAAAAAAAGAAGCAAAACAAGAAAUUAAUGUACGAUGAACAGCUCGAGACGACAUAGAAGUUAGUCGAUCCAUCGUUUCAGUCGUUUAUUAUACAUGUAAUUAUAACAAUUUAAAUUACGUAAUUAGAUGUCCAUGUCGAUUAUUGAUAAAAACUCUGGCUAAUUUCGUUGUACAUUACAAUAAUGAAUUAAAAAAAUUGAAGAAAAGUAUAAUUAAAUAAAUUAAAAACAAAAAAAAACAAAAAAAAAUAUAAUAGUUAUUGUAAAGUUUAAAAGUAGGUACCUAUGUAUUUGUAAAUAAGAAGGAAGACAAGAAAGAAAGCGUAACUAAGUAUACAAUCUAAACUAUUAUAAGCAUUGUCUUAUCGAAUAUGAGCGGGUAGGUGACAACGGAUGCCACAUGCAUUUACAAUGCCUAUACUAUUAUUAUACAAGUCUACGGACGCUAAAUUACUAGACGUUAAUUUUUUGUUUGUGGCAGCUAGUCAGAGCCCCACUAGAUUUAUUAGAGGUAAAAUAUUGAAAUUUGAACACACCAAAGGCUAAAUGGGCUUCGGUGUAUGCUCAUACUACCGAUACCAAUAGCCAAUAAAGCGUUGUGAGGGUAGAAAUUGAAAACAACAGAAAGAGAUAAUUUCAUUUGCAACUUACGGUCGUCUUUUAAGUCCACCAAAAUAUGUGUAUGCAUCGGAGAAGAGUAUCCAAAUAAAAUUGCUCAUUUAUUUGUUGUUUGCAUGGAGUUCUGAGUGCAGCGAGUCGGCUGCCUCAUAAUUCAGUUCUUCAAAGUGUGUAAAAGAUGAAUCAAUUGUACUUCUUCUAACUUAAGGUGAUGAAAGCUCGGUUGUAAUGUCAUGUUCGCCUUCUACAUAUCAGUUUAUAUAUUAUACUUUCCCCCGUAUACUAUAUUAUUAUUGUAUCGACCACCCAUCUUAGGCCUUUAAUAUUUUCAUAUUUCUAUCGAAGCAUUAAUUGGUUAUCAUCGCCUCAAAUCAUUUGCAGACAUUUAUUCUGUGUGUACAAAGAAUAUCCUAGGAUAAUAUGAUAUAUACAUAAUAUAUAUAUACACAUAUUGUAUAUUAAAUGAAUUUUUUUUUCCACUCUAUUAUUUUGCUCUACAUCUCGCUGUGUAAUUUUUCUAUCUCUGUCCAAAGAAUGAGUACGUCGGGUUAAUUAAUUAGUUUUUCCGAAUGUUCCUCGACGUGAGUGAAUAAAUAAAUUAUACAUACUUAUGUAUGUGGAUAAAUAAUAAAUGCUAACGUACCCCAUAUACGCUUUUGUAUGGAAUGAUUGUCGUAUAAAAGAAAAGUAAAAAAAAAAAACAACAAUAAAAAUAACAAAAAAAGAAAAUAGUAAUUUCUGACUCAAAAUUAGCUGGCAGCUCGUUAUACAUAUGUUAUUGUAAUACGAAUGUGAUUAAAAGGAAAUUAAAAUGAAUUAUAAUAAUAAGUAAUGAUUAUUUUCGAAGUGUUAAUAAUUUAGAUGACAUCGAUAAAGUAAUGAAAUGUUCAAUAAUAAAAGAAUUGGAAAAGUC
Athalia rosae (coleseed sawfly) is the source of this 6089-nucleotide messenger RNA. Its product is annotated as mucin-5AC. Lineage: Eukaryota; Metazoa; Arthropoda; Insecta; Hymenoptera; Athaliidae. The record is from RefSeq and is a predicted model, not a curated record. Gene Ontology annotation, molecular function: zinc ion binding; nucleic acid binding. Bases 796 to 3486 code for a protein of 896 amino acids. The transcript is spliced from 9 exons.